AUGAGGCCAAUACUAGGCAAUAGGCAUACGACUAGUCACAGAGUACUGAUUGGCAGUAGACUGAUAAAGUUCGUUCUUAAGUUUCUCCAGCAGAAGAUAGUAAGACAAGUCUUAUGGACUGACAGCCAGAUCGUCAUAGAAUGGUGCAAAUCUGACAAGCUAUUGCCACCCUUCGUUGCCAGGCGGAUAGAAGAGAUCAAAACAAAUAAAGAUCUGGAGAUCAGAUACCUUCCAACAGAGCUAAAUCCAGCUGACGUCGGCACCAGACCCACCUGCUCGAGAGAGGACAGGGAGAAAUGGCUAAGUGGUCCACAAUUUAUAGUUCAAGAUCCGAAGACGUGGCCAACAACUUCAGGCGGUGGACCAACCAGUUCUCUCUUGAUUGGGGAGGGUCUUGGGAUCCAAGAAGACGAAGAACUGAUGGAAAUAGUUGAUCCGGAUAUACACAACGUUAGUCCGAUGGAAACGGAGGACAGUAUAACUGAAAGGGAAGUAGCGAGUCAUGACAAUGAUCAAAUGCCAGAUAAGUUACUAAAAUUGAAAGAAAUUCAAGCUGAAUACUUUCCUCUAGAGGUAGAAGGAAAGGUAACUAGUUUAAGUUUGAAUUUAGGCAUAUUUAAAGACAUAGAUGAGUUACUAAGGUGUAAAGGUCGUAUGAAACACGCAGACUGGACAUUCGAUAAACGCUACCCUAUACUUAUACCAAAAGAUUCAGAUUUCACCAACGAAAUUAUAAUGAAGACUCAUCAAGAAAAUAAGCAUGUUGGAGUAAGUCACACGUUAGACAAGAUAAGGGAAACUUACUGGAUACCACAAGGAAGAAGCCAAGUUCAAAAGAUUUUGAAGAAGUGCUCCGAAUGUAUGAAGCAGGACGGAGGGCCAUAUAAACUACCAGAAACUCCUGCGUUACCGAAAGAGAGGGUCAAUUAUAGCUCACCAUUCACAUACGUUGGUACCGACUAUCUGGGACCACUUCUAGUCAACAAUGGGAAUGGCAAUUGUAAAAGGUGGAUUAGCCUCUACACAUGCUUAGCCGUAAGAGCCAUUCACUUAGAAGUUGUAAAGGACCUAACUGCGGAAGAAGGUUUAAUGGCCUUACGUAGAAUGAUUUCAGCAAGAGGUUGUACCUACCUUAAUAACGUCUGA
Messenger RNA from Cydia splendana, 1146 nucleotides. RefSeq lists its product as uncharacterized. Lineage: Eukaryota; Metazoa; Arthropoda; Insecta; Lepidoptera; Tortricidae. The transcript has a single exon. Gene Ontology annotation, molecular function: nucleic acid binding. Bases 1 to 1146 code for a protein of 381 amino acids. The record is from RefSeq and is a predicted model, not a curated record.